This is a messenger RNA of Xyrauchen texanus (razorback sucker), 2437 nucleotides long. RefSeq names its product mothers against decapentaplegic homolog 6-like. Gene Ontology annotation, biological process: regulation of transcription by RNA polymerase II; transforming growth factor beta receptor signaling pathway; BMP signaling pathway. The transcript has 4 exons. Bases 746 to 2230 code for a protein of 494 amino acids. Gene Ontology annotation, cellular component: heteromeric SMAD protein complex. NCBI's taxonomy places the organism in Eukaryota, Metazoa, Chordata, Actinopteri, Cypriniformes, Catostomidae. Gene Ontology annotation, molecular function: I-SMAD binding; transcription regulator inhibitor activity. The record is from RefSeq and is a predicted model, not a curated record.
AAAAAAGGAAAAGGGGAGAGAAACAGAGAAAGAGAGAGAGAUCUGGGUUGCAGUUUGACCAGGUCUGAACACGGAACCAAGAGCAUAGUAUAAGUCCAAGGAUUGUUCCUUUUCGGCGCACAAGGAUAUUUUGGGAUUGCAAAAAGAGUGCGCUGGAAUAGUGGAAAACAACCGGAAUUGUGAAUGCUGUGAGGAUUGCCUAUGGAUUUAAUUCGCUGAGGAGCAGCUUCAUUCAUGUCACCAGCGCCGUUGUCGAAGAGUGGAUCUGAACGUGUUUCAAAGUCCGAAAACAUUUGAGAGCGCGCAAGUUUGUCGCUAGCUAUUGUAGCUUUUCGGUCGGAUGUUUUGCCGACAAAUGCCUUUGAAGUCGGUCUCUCCUGUCUUUGAAUAAUUACUUGCUCCCCUAAAACUUGUAGUGCUUUUAAAAUCCAAAAUGAUCGGAUUGUAGGUCCACUUUGCAACAAACAUUAUUCACAUGUACUAGACUGCAUUCUUCUUUAGAUGAAUGCAUUUUGAUUUCCGUGUAGUCUUGCAUUUGUUCAGUGUUUUGUAUUAUUAUUAUUUUAAUGCAAUAUAACAUUGCGCCUUCAAAACUAAUGUGGUUUUGCCACCAAUAUACGGUGCUCGGCUGUGCACGCGCUGCACAGCGUUCGGCGAACAUUAAUGUUUCGCGACCUCAGAAUAAGUUCUAAAUCGCGAAGAUCUGAACGUAAAUAAGAACACAUCUUGAGUGUCAAGUUGUCGUAUGUUCAGGACGAAACGUUCAGGUCUUGUGCGGCGACUCUGGAGAAGCCGUUUGAUUCCAGAUAAAGAGGGGGGCGAUGGAUAUGGCAAGAGCGGAGAGGGGUCUCGGGACGAUCUGCUUGGCACCAACCCAGAGAAAAUUCCCAAGACGGAGUUCGGAUCGAUGACACCGAGCGGAUCGCCUGGCGUGGACUAUGGGGAAGUGUGUAUGAGGAAUCCCACUGAGAGCAGCAGUGGCUUAUCAGGGGGCGAUUUGGACCAAAAUGGGGGUACGGCGUGUGUCCUGGAGCAGGGAAGCCCUCGGUCAGUGCAGGACAGCGAUUAUAGAACAGUCACUUGCUGUUUAUUUAAAGAUCGGGACCAUCAAUCUGGAUCUAGAAGCCCGGAGGUGGCUCAAGGUAAAGAGCAAGGCUCCUGUCAGUUUGUGCUGAGAAACAUUGGUUCAUCUCGGGACCCCGGUCCUCUGGAGAGUCAGGAGACGAAAUCUCGCUCCGUCAUGGAGCAGGAGCUCAAGACCGCCACCUACUCACUAUUGAAAAGGCUUAAAGAGAAAACGUUGGAUACUUUGUUGGAAGCCGUGGAGUCCAAAGGAGGGAUGCCGAGCGAAUGUGUUAUGGUUUCGCGGACCGAGUUGCGGCUGGGCGGCCACAUGGCACCUCCUCAGCUGCUCAUCUGUAAGCUCUACCGGUGGCCAGACCUGCAGCACACGGCCCAGCUUAAAGCGCUCUGUGAGUGCAAGAGCUUUGGAGCUCAGGACGGUGCGGUAGUGUGCUGCAAUCCAUUUCAUUACAGCCGACUCUGUGGGCCAGAGUCACCCCCUCCUCCAUAUUCAAGACUUUCCCCCAGCGAAGAACAUAAGCCACUGGAUCUGUCAGAUUCCACACUGUCUUACACUGAAAUGGAGGCUGCCAGCUCGCCAAAUGUCACCCAAGGGGAAUUCUCAGAUGCUAGCCUGUCACCUGAUGCCCCCAAGCAGAGUCACUGGUGUAAUGUGGCAUACUGGGAGCAUCGAACACGGGUGGGCCGCCUCUACACGGUGUACCAGCCCGCCGUCAGCAUUUUCUAUGACCUACCUCAAGGUACAGGCUUCUGCCUCGGGCAGCUGAGCCUGGACCAGCGCAGUAGCACUGUGCAGCGAACUCGAGGCAAGAUCGGCUACGGUUUGCUCCUCAGCAAAGAGCUGGAUGGAGUCUGGGCCUACAACCGCAGCCAGCACCCCAUCUUCGUCAACUCUCCUACUCUGGACAUACCAGGGAGUCGUAGCUUGGUUGUUCGCAAGGUGAUGCCCGGCUACUCCAUCAAAGUGUUUGACUAUGAACGCUCAUCCAUGCUCAGGCAGGGGGCAGAGUCUGAGCUGCUAGAAGGACCGUAUGACCCGAACAGUGUGCGCAUCAGUUUUGCAAAGGGCUGGGGCCCUUGUUACUCCCGCCAGUUCAUCACCUCCUGCCCCUGCUGGCUGGAGGUCCUCCUAAACAACCACAGAUAACACACACACAUGGACUCACUUACAUUGAGAGACUGUUGGACUCCAAAAACCAUCCCAAAUAUCAUCUACUUAGAUUUAAUAUAAAGUUUUAUAUAUUAUAAGAAAUAUAUAUUAUACUUGUAAAUAGUGGAGUCAUUUUUACGAUGUAAUUAUUUAUGUAUGGUGCAAUGUGUACAUGGACAAGAGGAAAAAAACGGGAAAUGCACU